AUGUCAAGAGCUUUUGAUUUGAUUAAUCGUCAUAAAUUAGUGGAAUUCCUUGCAGGAUUCCUUGAUGAAUCUUCUAUCCGGAUGAUCAGGGCACUAUUAUCAGAAACCUAUCUAUCGGUCAGAGUACGAUAUAAGUGUUCUAAACCAUUUGAAUCAACAUCUGGAACACCUCAAGGGGAUCUACUAUCUCCGAUACUGUUUGUCAUAUAUCUGGAAGCUGCAUUGAGAGAACUAAAACCAUACUAUAAAGGAAAUAUCAAUGUGGUGGCAUACGCGGAUGACGUGGAUUUUAUUUCUUCCGACAGGGACGCUCUGGAAAGCCUACUGGAGGUGAUGCCAAAUAGACUUGCUGAGUGGUUCCUCAAUGUAAAUGUUGAGAAAACAGAAUUUACUGAACUACCAAAACAGAAGUUUAAGCUGGACGAACAUUGGAGAAAAGUAAAGAAACUCAGAUCUCUAUUGGGAGACGAACAAGACGUGACUAUGCGAAAAACACAUGCAAACAGUGCACUACGCAGCUUAAAGGAAAAUUGGCUAAAACGCAAAGGACUCAGCACAAAAACACGGAUACGACUACACAAUUCACUAGUGAAGCCAAUACUCUUAUAUAACGCCGGAACUUGGGGACUUUCCGCUACAGACAAUGACAAUUUAGACUUUUUUCACAGAGAUCACCUCCGACGUACUCUAGCCUCCAAGUGGAUUCAAGGCUGA
Octopus sinensis (East Asian common octopus) is the source of this 714-nucleotide messenger RNA. RefSeq lists its product as uncharacterized. The coding region runs from base 1 to 714 and encodes 237 amino acids. NCBI's taxonomy places the organism in Eukaryota, Metazoa, Mollusca, Cephalopoda, Octopoda, Octopodidae. The record is from RefSeq and is a predicted model, not a curated record. The transcript has a single exon.